AUGGCCAAGUUAAGCGAUUUAUCGGCCGAUCUUGUCCAGACCAUCAUCGACGACAUCAUGCUUACUUGGUCCAAACAACAAUAUAACGCCGGUAGUCGCGCCCGGCACGAUGAAGAACACCACAAACUCGAUCACAACGGACUCACGCCGAUCGACUUGAAGUGGCCAAGAGCUCCUAUCCAACGUCGAAAGAUGGUCAGGCGGGAUCAACGUAAUUAUAUUUCGCUAGGACGGGACUAUCAACAAACCGCAUCGUCCCGCCGUCAAGUUUCAUGGCCAGAGGGUCUACCAGAUAAUCCUUGUUUACCCCUUUCGUUGGUUAGUCGCACCUUUCGACAAUGUGCGCAAAAGAAACUAUUCGAGCAUGUGGUUCUGGACAGCCCAUGGCAGGCGCACUUCUUCCACCGGACUCUGACUGGCUCAGCACCUGUUAGCGAACCGACACGCGCCGACAACGCAUCAUCUAAAAUCGAGGAACCUCAUCGGAUCAAGCUGGCUCAACAUGUCCGCACCUUACAGUUCAUGUGGAGCGGCAUCUGUUCGAUGGACAGGGGCGGCGGCUCUCUGGUCUGUGAGAUCCUCCGAUCCUGUCCAUUCCUCGAGAACCUCGCGAUCAGCAAUGCUCUCUGGCGUAGUUGCCCAGAGCCCGUCUUGGAAGCCAUGGCCAGUCGGCGGUUGAUCAAGGAAUUUCUGAUCCUUGCCAAGCCCUGUCCAGACAACUGGGGUCCCCGAUGGGCUGCCGACACGAUGCUUGCUCGGCUAUUCACCCAAUGGGACCAGCUUCAUACAGUCGAGUUGCACAAGCUCGCUGGCCGGCCGGUCGAGAUGAUCGAACAGUCCUACGGCUCGAUUCCCGUCGCGAACUGUGCCCUACGAACGGUAAUCUUGGUCGAGCCUAAUUUACACGAGAAUGAAUUGGCAAUUCUGUUGAAGAACUCUCGAGAAAGCUUGCGUACACUCGAGAUCAUUGAGCCAAGCGAGCGACUCGACCGACGGGGGCUGAUUCAACUGCUCCAAGAAUACACCAGCCCAGAUUUAGAAUCCUUAAGACUCGGCCUGGAAGGGUGGUCCCCGUAUGACGCUUAUCUGCUCAUGCAAGGCUCUGGUCACGGAAUAUCCGAUGGUGAAGGCUCUGAUGCCGAGAGAUCUAAUACUGGAAGUUCUGAUUGCGACGGCUUUCCUGAUCCUGAAGUAUCUUAUGGCAACGGCUCGGCUGAUGCUGAAGCACUUUAUGGUGACGGGUGGGCUGAUACUGAAGGAUUUUAUGGCGACGGGUCGGCUGAUGCUGAAGGAUUUUAUGGCGACGGGUCGGCUGAUGCUGAAGGAUUUGAUGGCGACGGGCCGGCUGAUGCUGAAGGAUCUGAUGGCGACGGCUCUACUGAUGCAGAAAGAUCUGACGACGACCCAUCUACGAACCAGGCCCUGAUGGACAUUCUCUUUCGAUCACCGAAUAUUUUACGAAAUCUCAAGUCCUUGUCAUUCAGCGGCGAAAUAGCCUCCCCAAAGCUGUUUGCACUCUUGCCUCAAUCACUCAUCAAACUGGCUUGGCAAUAUUGCAACCACAAGCCAACGGCACUGGCCAAGAUACUCUCAUGCCCGGCUGAGUCCGGCAACUCAUUGCCCAAUUUAAAGUGCUGCUCAGCUCGUAUUCGCAGAGAAUGGCGAGAGGAAGAUUGGAAGGUGAUAUCGGGAGUGUUAGAAAGCCGAGGGGGAUGUCACCAAGAUGUGAAUCCGUUCUAUGGGGGGCAGACUGAAAGUGAGAAUGAUAGGGAAGAGUCUCCCAACCGAUGGGAAUGGGAAGCGGACCAUGCCCCUCCCUCAGAGAUGGACUACAAAAAUCUUUGGGAUUAG
Molecule: messenger RNA, 1851 nt
Organism: Puccinia triticina
Lineage: Eukaryota; Fungi; Basidiomycota; Pucciniomycetes; Pucciniales; Pucciniaceae
Exons: 3
Coding region: 1-1851 (616 amino acids)
Biological process (GO): regulation of transcription by RNA polymerase II
Molecular function (GO): DNA-binding transcription factor activity, RNA polymerase II-specific; RNA polymerase II cis-regulatory region sequence-specific DNA binding
Source: RefSeq, a predicted model, not a curated record